AUUGGUAGUAGCGCAGGAUGAGUGUACAAGGUAUGGAAAACAUUAAAACUUCUUUAUAUUCUUGUGCAUCAGCUUUUACAAUCAAAGUCAGUACAGCUAAAGCUUAUUGUAAGCUUAAGCUUUUAUGAUGGUUUUCAAAUCUGUUGUCUUGUUUAAUUCCUAGUCUCUAAGUGGACAAAAUUUUUCACGCAAGCCGGGAUUCCAGGCGCCCCUGCAAGCAAGUAAGCCUGAUAUAGUAUUGUUUGAUUUCUUCCGCCUUAAACCAUCGUAAGCUUUAUCUUGGGAGAUGAACUAGACAGGGAUAACCUCUUCAUCUCCUUUUUCUUUGUGAAUAAACAGUCAAUAUUAUUAUUUUUAAAUUAAAAUAUUAUUAUUAUUAUUAUUAUUAUUAUUAUUAUCUUUUGAAGUUCUAUAGUUGGCAUUAACAGAUAUAGCCUUUUGAUUGUCAGUUCAUUUUGUAAACAAUCGAUUGUGUCUGUUAUUAGCAGUUGAUUACCCAAAAAUCUUAGUCAAAUAGAUUUAAAAGCAUUCUAUUUUUUCUGUAAUAAUCAGUGUGAAAGCCAAAAUCCUUGCUUAAGAUCCUCGCUUAAGAUCCUCAAUGGGACGUGCCAUUUUGUAUCCCCCCCCACCUCUUAUGAGUCACUGUUUAGCACCUCUACACUUCAUUUCAAACUCAAAAAGUUGAAGACCCCAUACAUUUAUUGUGGCUGCUUUAUCAUGGAAUUCAGGUGUCCCUCUCUCCCAUGCCCCCCACAGGUUAGUGGGUGGAGACAUAUGACAUUUCAGACUAUGCUGCACUCCCACAUUCGAUGUCAGAAUUUAUUAUGUAAAUCGCGUGACUAAGGGACUGCAUGUGCAGUUUUUUAAGUUAGAUAUUAAGUGGGUCAAGUAUGAAAAAUACAGGUGUAUCAGAUUUUGUCACCAACUUUAUCACCCUUGUUAAAAGUAUAAUUGGAUAAUAUUAAUGAAAAUUGUUAGAAUCUUAUUUACAUACAUAUCUUGUCCUUAUUUGCUUACUGCAGUUAUGCUGUUAUAUUUUAUGACAAUCGCAUAAAGGAGGACAUGUUACCUGACCUGACAAAGGUUUGUAGAAGUCCAGUGUUUGCAAUUCCAUUUCCUUGUUGGAAGGUGCAUGAACUGAAAAGGGUUGCUUUUGUAAGUGGUCAUUUGUAGUGCAAUUUACAUUGUAAUUUAUUUCUGGAAGUAAAAGUGUGUGAUAAGCCUCUAAAAAUAGAAGCAGACUGUACUAGUACCGUGUUAGGAGGUGAAGAGUGACUGGUUUGUACUAGUAAUGUCUCAUAUUGCCGUAAAUAGAAAAUGUUUCAACUUGGAUGUUUCUGAAUAGACAGUUCAUUACUUAUGCGAGAAAGUCUUUUUUUGACGAGAUAUGUGCACAUCAAUCAAGCAAGCAAUAAAUCAGCAUUAUUCAUUCUUGGCCAAUUGUUUUACGCUUAUACAAGCUAGAAAAAAAGCCAGAAAAAAUUCAGGGUCAUACGGGAUGCAAAGCCUUGAACUCCGUGAUACCAGUGCAGGUUUGAUACUGGCAGACUGUCCAACCAUCCUGAUCUCGUCAGGAUUCUCCCGAAAAUCUCAAAACCUGACCAGUAUAUGAUCGGGAUAGGAAAAAUUCCAAUUUUGAGAUCUGUUCUGAUAUUUCAUGUGAAUUCUUAUGAUACUUAUACAAGUAUCAUAAGUAUACUUGACUGAAAGUGAUAUCCAAAAGAUAUCAUAAGAUGCAGCACUUGUCCUUGAAGACACGCAACAUAAAUAAGCCCCUACAUUCCCACUUGGGGUCGACCCCAAAAAAUCUAGAGGGGUUUAUAUGGAGUUUUCUGAGCAUAACUGGGCUAAUAUCUCAGAGACAAUUUGCCCGGAAAUGCUCAUUUUUGGCAAGUAGGCCGUUUGGACAUUGUUCUUUCAGAAUAUUCUGACAAAUCUCAAAAGAAAUUUAAUUUUCAUGACGCCACACUUUAGUACUCUAUAUUACUACUUACUCAAGAGCUUGGACAGUCUGUACCAGGAUGGAGCAGGUCAUUGAGUUGGUUCAUUAUAAACCCAUGACAGGAUCAGACAGUGAUCAUACAUGUAUAUUCAUUAUUUCAAUGAUAAGUGUAACCUGAGAUCAGGCUCAAUUUUUGUUUUGCUUUGUAAAUAACAUUGUGGUGGGCAAGGCGAAACAAAAAUGGCAGUAGCCAUUAGAGAGAAUGUAUGAGAACUGCUAAAAUUGGGCCUGAACUCAGGUUAUGAUAAGUGUCCAAAGCAAUGUUUAUUUUGAAUUAGGAUAUGUUAUGUUCAAUUCAAUCCUCUGACAUGGUGACUGCUAGUGACAUCACAAAUGAUUUUAAAGUUUAUAAUAUGGUCUGUAACGUGAAUAAUUAUAUAAUAUGCUCUGUGACAUACUGCAGUAAGAGGGCCAAGAAGAUCAGCAUGUGCAAGAACAUCUACGUGGAACACUAUUUACAGGGACUUUGAGCCACACUAGAAAAAAGGGGGGAGAUGUAGUGUCGGGUCUCAGGGGACUUAAUGUACGAUAAUUAGAUGCGGAAUGAGCGUUAACAUUCGAAGCAAAAAGGGACUUGAUUUGCAUAUAGGACAGUGUAGAACGGACAAAUAGGAGGACUAUUAACGGAACUAAGGUCGUAUAGUGUAACCGUUUAUUGAGCUCGAUUCGCGACUUCACACCUUUUUUCCAGGAAAUUUUACAAGACAUGGGAAUUACUGUGAUGGGAGAUAUAAUUGCCAUUUUAAGGCAUAGCAAACAAGUUCAUGCACAGGUAAGCCAACUAUGUCGGUUUUUCUUAUCAGUUGUUGAUUGUUUUUCUUGGAAGCAUUUCUACUGAACUAACCUUUUUGCUCCUGAACUCACCUUGGUCGUCUUGAAAUUCUUUCAAAAUAAGUGGUCAGAUUAUUAUAGCUAAAACUCAUUUUGUUGCAUAUACUGACCUAGUCAUUAAAAACCUAGUUACUUUAAAAUUUUAUGCUAUUACAGUGAACUACAAAUUUCCAUUCUGUCAGUAUUGGUGCCUUUUUGUCCAUGGCGUGUGAUGUUAUUGUUUCACCAAAUACAUAUACAGCUUAUUCAUGUACUCCUAUCAAAGUGGACUCUUGAUUUACCUUGUAAACUCUAAUGUGAAUUAACCUUACAAAAUCAAAUUCGCUUGUAUAAGGAACUCUCAAACAUUUCAUUUGCCUUUCUGUCAAACUUUUAGUAAGUACCUAAAUUUAUAACACUUUACACUAUACAAAUGGCGACCAUUCAAAUUCAAAUUCAAAUGGUAACCAUUCAAAAGGUUUCAGCGAAAAUUGUAUGCCUUUGGAGGGGAAACUGUUUAUGUAUCCAUCAAAUUUGCAGAGUGAGAGAGAGAAGUCAGCAAAAGACAUGGCUGCUACUGAUGAUCCAGAUUCAUCAGGUGAAUCGUCACCAAGCAAUCAAGUUCCUGUGGGUGCUAAACGUAAAUCAACAGGUAUACCUUGUUAUUGAUAUGCUCAGGGCCCACAAUGAGGGACACAUGUGUUGAGACAAUCUUCCAUAAAAUGGCUCUUUUUUGGCAUAGCGGACAUACAGUGUAUCUAUCCUGUCAUCCUGUACACAUCCAUUCCCUCCCUCCAAACCAGUGUUGUAUCUUUAACCCUCAAGUCUUCCUUCAACUACAAAUAACAUUGAUUCAAGGGUGGAUCAAUAGAGAUUUAUGUCAUUUAAACAGAAUUGUAUGUUAUAGGGUUGUCACUAAGAUUUCAAGUUGUCGAGUAAAUACGACAAGUACCGUAGGUGGGGAAUCAAACAGCUGGGGAUUUCUUUUGGUUCUUCUAUUUUUCCAGGUUCAUAGUAUCUGGGGGAAAUCCCUGUCCCCUGCCUCUCAAUGAGUGCCCUAAUAAAUGAAUGAAAUUGUUGAUAAAAGCGACUAUGGAAUUUAGACUAGUGUGUCAACUGCUUUUAUCACUGAUUGCAGUUAUUUUAAGGCCCUCUUAAGGCUGUGCCAACCUGCAGUUUUUACCCAACACUUCAGUUUACUCUAUCCUAGAUAGACUCUCUUGGUUUGGUAAUUUAAAUGAAGUACAUACCUCUCUCUUUGAAUAAAGGCUCAAUAAUAUUUUAGAAGCUUCAGAUACAAAUUGCACCUUGAUGAUAGCCUGCAUAGCCAGCAGGAUUGUUAGCAUGAACAAAGCUUUGGUGGAGGAGCUGCAAAACCGUUACUUGCUUCCUGCUUGUGGCUUUGCUACCCAAAACUCUCACACUUGCAAAAACAAUUCUGCAAGCUAUGCAAGGUACCUUGAUGGAAAAAUUUUGUAUAACAAGUAUUUCACCUAAUAACCUACAAUUGCCUCCGGUGACCCAAGGAUUCAAUGUGUAUGUGAUCAGCCACCUUUGAUCAGUCAUACUACAGACACAAGGGUUUCUGUGAAACCAUCUUCAUCAGACAUUAUGAAUGUUGAACCAGUUCUUAAGAAUCCAUUCUAUUGACUCACUUUUAUAGUCACAUUUGCAACGUUCACAGGGCCUCAAUAAUUUGCAUCAUUGGAAGUUUCAUUGUUGUAGAUCACAGUUGCAAUCAAUUAUGUGGAUGAUAACAUACUUGUGUUGAGAUCAAAAGUUAAAACUGAAUUUCCCUUGAAACAGAUGACUGUUCUUUUGAAUUUCUCCUAUCGUCCAGUUUUGUUUGUCUCCUUUUCAUGCUUUCUACUUUUUUUCACUCAGUACUGCCUGGGAAAUCUACUGUACAUGGCCCUUCAUGGACAUGAUGGAAUAUUAGCUUCAAUUAUUUCUAACCACAGUAAAAGUUCACUGUUGUGAAUUGUUCUUUUUUAGCUGCAAGCCGCAUGGUGGAUCAUUGGAUGAACAAACAGAAGUUAGAAAGUGGAAGUACCAGCCCUGCGCAUGAUCCCGAGUCAUCACCGUCCCCAUCCAAGAAAAAGCUCACCAUUCAUACAGUAGUAUCAGACAAACCUCAACCAGCAAGGUCCCAGAAAACUCUUUCUGAAAGGUGUGUAUCAUACAUUGUCAUGUUUAGCCUGUUCCCUGCGCCCAGGUGCAGAGUUGUAACCGGUCAUUUUUCCCCGCCCCGGUUACUUACAGUGUAGCCCCCUAUUUUCGAGUCAUUUAGCUUGCUUCAAAUAUAAUAUUCCUGGUUCUAUAAGCCACAAAACUGAACAAGGGCGCUUUAAAUGUAAUAUUCCUCGUUUUACAAGCCGUAAACCAAAACAAGUACGCCUCAAAUACAAUAUUCCUCAUUCUAAAAUCGGGGGCUAAAUAACCGGAGCGAAAUGACUUUAGAGAAGCACGGUCAAGGGAAGCGCGAAGCAGAACGCCCCGGAAAUCUUGCUCGCAAGCUAGGUCACUCCACAGGAAUCCAUCCAUCUAUUUAAAAACGUUAAGACACCUUUUAAGACUUUCUGAUUCGCACCUGCAGUGGAAGGGUUAAGAUUAAGCAGAAAGUGGAAUUUUCCACUUUUGAUCUACCUUACUUUCGAUGCUGAGGUACACAAAAUGGAGGCGUAUAGAGGCUUUCUCCUGUUUUUUUUUUUUUUUUUUCGAGUCAAUAGAGGAGUUCACGCUCAUACAUUUUCACUAAUUUUGAUACUGUCGAAUUACAGAAAAUGUAUGGGAAAAUCAAGGUUUUCUAAAAUCUGAUCACGGACUUCUUUGCACUCCAGAUUUAGUGUAUUGUUUCUUUGAACUCGUAAGUUACUCUUUUCAAAUACAAAGCAUCAAAUGAAAUAUAUGAAUUCAGGAAGAAAUAGCGGGCUUUGAAACAAAUCUUCUAAUUUCCCUCCGUCUUGCCCUGAUUACCCAUGAUGCAACUAUGAGCGUGAACUCCUCUAUUGUGAAAUUAUAAAAAAACUAAAUCUCGCUCUUUGGCUAAGUUCAAACGGCUGACAAAUGUCACUGGAGUGGGAUACAACUCUCACAUAGAACCGUUCAAUAUUUAUGCUUUUUUCACGUGGUACUGACGACUUUUCUCAGUGGUUUUUCCAUCUACCCAUGCGCAGAGCGUUACUUUGACAAAUCCAAAAUGGCGUCUUUCAGCUGGGUAGCCACGCAGUUAUGCAACCACGCCUUUGAGAUACCUUUAGGGUACAAGACUUAAGACGGUAUUCACACUGCGGCGGUCAAAUUUUCGAGCGUACCGGGUAAAAAUUUAACCUCGAUUUUGGCAUUCAAAUUUUUGAACGGCUAGGCGUCUAAAUAUUCCCUACGGUUAACGUUGUUCCGAGUGAACGGAACACUUUACACGCACGAAUUUUUAACCGGUCGACUUGGGAGCUGUUUCCCGAAAGUCCCGAUUUCUUUUCGCACCCGAAAUCAAAUAUUCUCAUCAAAAUCUAAAGAAUAAGAGCACGGGUCCUACCUAACAAACCUGUCCAUUUUGUUUUGUUGACUGGUAGUUUCAUCAUGCUAUCUGCAAAACUUUUGAAACUUCUUUCUUGAAUAUAAACAACAACAGUUUAUUAUCGGAACCUUUGGUCCGGUACCAUGUGAAUGUUGUCUUUGUCUUUCAAUGUUUCCUGUACCGUCUCUUCGCGACGCGUCAAAGUGAGAUAUUCGGUGGGGGUUCGAGGCGCUCGAUAAUUUUGUUGUGUACAAGGAUAAUUGUGUCCUUAGGUCACUAAAUGUUACUGCACUGAUUUGGGCAGCUGACUCUGGCGUGACCUUAUCCCCUCGAUUACCUUGGCAGAGCUUAGCUCGCAGGCUGGUUUAUUGAGACAUUUGUUCCUUCUUGUAGAUUUGGUGGCAAAGGAGGCAAGUUGUUUUCCAGAAAGCCUGAGAAAGUCAGUCCAAAGACUGAAGAACAAACACUAAAAGUAAAACUGCCUGAAGGAUCAACUGCACGAAGCAAGAAGCUGAUUGCGAAGCAAAAACAGGCGGCGGCUUCCGCUGUAGGUAAGUUGAAGUGCUAUCCGGCAUAACUUCAUUGUGUUUACUGACACACCCAUUCCCCCACCCCGCCCAAGUAAACAAGAUUUUCCCGGUAGUUCCAUAGAGUUCGAGGAUCCUUUGAGUGGACUAGCUGGCCCUCUUAUCUAAUUGACAUUGUAGUAAGGUAGACCGCAAGCGGUCGCCCUUUUUUCCCAGGGCCACGCGCGGCGAGCAAAAAGUAAACUUGUGCACGCCCCUCACGCACGCUCUCAGUCUAUUGUGACUCAAAAGGAAAAUAAGAGACUGCUCGCAGUAUAGUUUCUUGGACACUAAGCCUUGGCUCCCGGGGGGAGGGCUAAUCCCUAUAAUGGGCUAUACGUGGAGGCUCCUCCUGAAAGGGGGUAGCUUUUUCAGGUUUCAGCUAGAGAAUUCACGAGUUCAAGCACACGGAGGGGUAGGAAAAUCUAUCAUUAAAGUAUAUUUACCCUUUAAAAAAGGUCGUUUAAUUUAAAUGUUUCGAGAAAGCGCGCUUUAGCGAGUUAUACUUAGGUAUGUGAAAGGGGUACCAUUUUUCAAUUGAAGAAAGUUAUAUAAAAGGGUAAGGAGCCUACCCAUGUAAAAUUUUGUUGAGUACCCUCCCCCCCAGGGCUUUGGUUUUACUUUGUGGCAUUUCUGUUUUGCAGUCAACAAAGCAAAGGUGAUAAAGAAACAGUCAGUGUUUGAUCGUUUGGGUAAAGAAAGUCCUCCAUUAACGGUAACCAUACCCGCAGAGAAGAAGCAAACUGAGUUAAAACCACUCAAACCUUUAAAAACAAGCGUUGCUGUACAGCUAAAGGUGAGUAAAAGGUUAAACUGGUGGAAAUGGUGUUCCUGCUAGCAUGAGAGGAGUAUUGUCCAGAUUGUACUUACUUGUAAUUGGAUUGCCUCCAUUAAGCCAUUUUCGAGUUCCAGAAAUUCGCACUUUUAAAAUGGGGCCAAAUGGAAAACCUUUCGUGACCUUCCAAAAAAAAAGCUUCAUAAGCAAAACAACUUUGCACGUACAUCAUGAUUUUCUGUCAAUUUCUUUGGCGUCCUUAUACAACUACGACGUGAAAUGACCAAGUUUCAAGUUCUUUUUUUUUUUUGAGAACGUGAACGGCAAGGCGAUAAAUGUUUCUUAAGCCCUGAUUUUACUGAAUCUUUCUGAGCUCGGACGCGGUCCUUUCCCCUUAUCUCCGUCUUAAUUUCCCAACUUUAAAAGACUGAACGAAUUGGAAAAAUCGCGAAAAAGAUUGACAGGACGCGAAAUAAUGUUUUCAGUGACGCUUUUACUGGCGUCGCUGUUGUCAAGUCCCGCGCAAACGGACGCAACAUUGUUAGGCAACAACUCCCAAAAAUGUUGGAUGUUACAUGUUGCGUCUGUUUGCACACCCUGUUGUAUGUUGUUGGUAGUUGUUGCGUAAAGUUUGAAAUCGGUCAAACUUUCAGCUUUGUGCAAACGGAUGCAACAAGUCGUUGUUGCUUAAGCUCCCUAUUGUCAGCGCCUUUCCUCCCUUUUCAAGUACCAUGAUUAUUUAGCUGUUUCUUUUUUUUGCAGGAGAAAGGACAGUCCUCCGUGUUUAGUCGUCUGGGAGAACUGGCUUCACCAGCAACUCAAACAACUGUCCAAGCUGUAAAUCCAAGAGUACGGCUUCCCUCGGACGAUGGACCUCAUGCUGGUGUAGACUAUACAAGUCACAGCGUUCUCCAACCGGUUAAACGGAAAGGAAGUCAGGCUAAACCGGUUAAACCAGUGAAACCUGUCAAGCGAACCCUAGGAUUAACCUCGGACGUAGAUGAAAAAUCGGUUUUCGCGCGACUGGGUUCGAAAGUGCAGCAAUGAAGAUGCAGUAAUUUUAAAUCGGUUCUUCGAAACUGGAGAUUCUUUUUAAUCUCUUGCAGUUAUGAUCAAAGCGAGAGUUUUACUUCAUGAACUAGUAACUCAUCCGGCGACUAUCUGUAGGUUACUAUAUGCCUGUUAGACGGAUAAAACCGGAUGGACAGGAGGAAAAAUCAUGAACCCUCGCGUGUGACCAUUUAUAACGAAGGAUACUUUAUGGUUUUUAUGAUACCACUUCUUUUAACACGGAGAUAUAAAAUCCUACAUUCCGACAUUUGUAGUGAAAAACUACAUUCUUAUGCUGUUUAUGUGAUAGUUGUUGACAGUCAACAAUAAACUGUUUUUGUUUAAACUUGGGGACUACGUCAGGAACACCUGACUCAUUGUAGUCCGGAGGCUUAUGCGGGACAAAGUUUUCAUAUUUUUAGUGAUAU
Molecule: messenger RNA, 9148 nt
Organism: Porites lobata
Lineage: Eukaryota; Metazoa; Cnidaria; Anthozoa; Scleractinia; Poritidae
Source: the annotation of a GenBank genome assembly